UGUCCCUUUGAUACGCAAAUAAAACCUCACCCUCACUCUUCUCUCCACCUCUCUCUCUCCUCCAAAACAUUUUACUAGUAAAUUCCCACCACACUUUCUCUCUCUCCAAACACUCUUCAACGCUCACUCUCCUCCUUCCAACCCCUCUUAUUCUGCCUAAAAAAUUCAUUAAAAAAAAAAAUAACACCAUGGAAAAUCCAGAGUUCUUCCAAGGAGGAUACUACAACACCCAAUUUACACCCGAAAAGCGACAUUCCGAUACGAAAACUGGUGGCGGUGGCGGUGGUGGCGGCGACCAUUUCAUCAUCGAUGACCUCCUAAAUUACCCCAAUGACGAUGCGGUGGUUGCGGACGGUGGCGUGUUUGACACCUUCACCGGAACCUCAACCGAGUCCUCCACCGUCACGGUCGUUGACAGCUGCAACUCCUCAUUUUCUGGCGGAUUUACCGGCGAUAUGGGUUGCCGGAGCUUGGUUGACCCUCACUUCUGUAACGACCUCUGCGUCCCGUAUGACGAUUUAGCUGAGCUAGAGUGGCUAUCGAAUUUCGUUGAAGAAUCAUUUUCGACCGAGGACUUGCAGAAGCUGCAGCUAAUAUCGGGAAUGAAAGCCCGAACCGACACUGAAAACUGCGAAUUCCAGCCCGAAUCAAACCAAAACAACCCAAUAUUCCGUCCAGAAGGGUCAGUACCGGGCAAAGCCCGCAGCAAGCGGUCACGUGCGGCCCCGUGCAACUGGACGUCUCGCCUUCUUGUUCUCUCUCCGACCACCACCAUGGCCUCACCGGCCUCAUCCGAGCCUGACACGGAGACGAGUGACGGCAAAAAGACAGUGAAAGCGGCAGUGAAGAAGCAAGAAGGAGGAGACAAUCCGGUCCCCAUGGCUAACGGUGGCGAUGGAAGGAAGUGUUUGCAUUGUGCCACUGACAAGACCCCACAGUGGCGGACCGGGCCUAUGGGCCCGAAAACACUUUGCAAUGCUUGUGGGGUACGGUAUAAGUCGGGCCGGCUUGUGCCUGAGUAUCGGCCUGCAGCAAGCCCGACAUUCAUGCUGACGAAACACUCGAACUCGCACCGAAAAGUGCUGGAGCUCCGGAGGCAGAAAGAGAUGCAGAGGGCCCAACAAAAUCAACAGCAGUACGUUCAUCAUCAGAACAUGAUGUUUGAUGCAUCGAACGGAGACGAUUACCUGAUCCAUCAGCAUAUGGGGCCCGAUUUUCGGCAGCUGAUCUAGCACGGGCUGGACUAGGGUAAUCGGGUGAGGCUUCGAGGCUUAGUGGGCGAAAUUCUUUAGAGAAUUUCAUAAUUUUCUAAUUUCCUAGAAUUAUGCUCUCCUAACUUUCAAAUUUUGUAGUUUUUGUUUUCACAAAUUUGUUGCCAAAAAAGAAUCAAAAAAAGAAAAAAGGGGAGUUUGUGCCCUCAAGGAGUUUCUCAUUUUUUUAAUAGAAAAAAAAAAAGUUAAGAUUAGGGAGUUUAGACUCUUUAAUGUUUUUUUUGCCAAAAUUUGGCAAAUUCUUGAACAAUUUUUUUCCCUAAUUCAGAUAAAUUUUAUUCA
Messenger RNA from Camellia sinensis, 1553 nucleotides. Its product is annotated as GATA transcription factor 9. Gene Ontology annotation, biological process: positive regulation of DNA-templated transcription; cell differentiation. Gene Ontology annotation, molecular function: sequence-specific DNA binding; zinc ion binding. Gene Ontology annotation, cellular component: nucleus. NCBI's taxonomy places the organism in Eukaryota, Viridiplantae, Streptophyta, Magnoliopsida, Ericales, Theaceae. The record is from RefSeq and is a predicted model, not a curated record.